GAAAGAAGGUUUUGGUUAGAGUUUUUUUUAAUGAAUCAUGUCGACAUUUUUCACUAUACUCCUGACAUGAAGAUAUAAAACUUUGAACCCGCAACACGAAAAUCUAAUUUUUAAUUGGUUUACUAUUGAAACUUCUUCCCACGCCUAGCUAUAACGAGGCAUAUCUAUCUCUAUCUCUAUCUCUAUCUGUCUCCAUAUCCGUACAUAGCUAGGUACAUGAACCUAUCUAUCUACCUAUAUACCUCCCUUGAGUUGCCACCGCCGUUGUUGCUGCUGCCCCUCUUUGAAACCCCUUCGGUGCCGUCGCUAUCUUCCACCUUGCCAUAUCCAACCUUACGCCACACUUGUCGACCCAUCCCAUAUUCCAGUCAUCCUUCCUUUAGACACUCUCGUGCGAAAGUGCCUCGGAGGAGCAAGAAAACAGGGCCGGCUCGAUCACGCUGCCCACAUUUGGUUUUGCAUUGCGCUUGCUAUUCGUCAUAUCCCGUCCACAGUGCUUGACUACAAGAACAGGAAUUUGGCAUUGUGACUGCAUUCCAUAGCCAGCAAUAUAUUAAUUACCUUGGAUAAUCUAAGACGAAAGGAAAGAGAAGAGACCCCUCCUGCGCUGCUUCCCCUUCUUUUGUCGUCUCUCCCUCCUCAGCAAAAAGAAAGUUCGGUCAUUUUCCUGAAUGUCAGAUCAAGCCAGAUCCAGUCAAAUUCAUUAAACAAUCGAUCGAGAAAGAUCUUCCUCUCCAAACACAAUAAUAAGCAUAAUCCCGUCACCACUCUUCCCAAAUUCCACGCACUCUUAUCAAUAGUUAAUGCUCUUGACUGGUUGGGCGUUGCACGAUAUAUAAAAGCGGCCAGUUUCAAACCAUUGUAACUGCACCAUUCCUAAACGGACACUCAGCUAUAGUUGCAGGCGACAGGGGGGUGAAAAAAGACACACACUCGACACACACCACCCCUCGUAAACCCAGCCUUCCUUCGCUUUCGCCACUUUCUCCCACUCUUCCUCUCACUCACCGUCUUAUCUAAAAAAUCAAUUCUUCCUUGGAGUGAAGUGAGUGAGUCUUUAAGAGUCAAAACGUCCAUCGAAAGAAAGAAUCACCAGGGGAACAGACAGAUCGCCAGCUCAGAGAAAACAUCCCAGUCACCAUUCGUCUAGAAGAUUAAAUUGUUUAGUUGCCUCUUCCUGGAGCACAACUUCACAUUACACGACAUCGUUAUACCAGCUUCCACGUCUUCUGCGUUACCACUCUCUGGGAUUGGAUAGGACCUUUUCAAGUCUCACACCCUCUUCCCACACGCUUUCCAGACUCCAAAAGUUACUCAGGACCAACCGAUCCCUUCUCUUACUUCCACAGGAUUACUUCUUCUCGAGGCUCCCGUUCAUACCCCCUCCCGGACAUUGAGAAAGUUUCCCACUUCUCCAAACAGGAUUUUCUUCUAGCCCGUUUUCUGACUCUCCAAUUUGUCACCGGUUAUUUUGUGUGCUACCACAUUUAUCCCCUAGGCUGACUUGUGUGUGAUUUGCAUUCCAAAAUCCUCACUUCUGGUCCUUCUCUUUCUCUUCCCACCAACUCUUUCCUGGAUUAUCAUCAUGUCGCGACGUGACGAUAGAGAUAGCAGAGCUUCGCGCUCGCAACCGCAGCCAGCACCUGUUGCCAGAACAGGCCAGUUUGUUAUUGACGCUGAAGGUAUCGACAGAGAAGUUAUCACGGCCGAUAUCUGCCGGUAUCUUGGUAACGAUGCUCUCGUCAAACCGGGUGACGUGGAAGACCCGAGAACGAAACAACUUAAGCCUGUCUACGUGAUCACAGCUUACAGGAAUCUUACAAAUGCAAUGAUAUUUGAUUUAAAGCAGGCGUCUGCAGACUGGCGAGCUGAGAGACUUGCUAGAUCUAAUGCACAAUACCCUACAAACGGUAUCUCUUUAAGGGAUUCGAACGAGAUGGUUCGAAAAUCUAACACCCCUAUAGUAGUGGACUACAGAAGCUCAAAUGCACUCGAUCAAUCUAUUGCUCGAAUGGAUAGAAUGGAUGCAACACAGCCUCGACCUGCUGCACAACAAGGGAUGUAUAAUUCACCAUCGGCUGCUGUGCCCAGUUCCCAAUCAUAUCAACCAAGUGGCCAGGGUUACUCGGCGGGUUACAGUCAGCCCACAAGUUACCAGAAUGAUGGCUACACCCAGCCAUCAUCACAACCGUAUGCUCCUUCUACCCAAGGAUACCCUCAUGACUCCAGGACUUAUAUCCACGGAUCCAAUUAUUCUGUUGCUGAACCACCCGCUGGCCGCGGCGGAUCUGUUCCUCAGUCAACUCCUAGGACUCAAUAUCCACCUAGUACAUCCUACCAAGCACCUGCAGCGCAGUACUACUCUCAAUCUGGACCACCUGCAUCAACUCCAGCAUAUGCCGCCCAUGCACCAACAGAUCCCUACUAUAGUAGUCGUGCUGCUCCAUCAGGCAAUUAUGAAUCCACACCGGAGAUAUACGACAACAGAGCGUACCCGGAAAGUUCAGAUUACCAGAUGCAAGAUGCCGGAUAUACUGAACCAGGCUCAUCAUACCAGGAACCUGUAUCAUACUCUCAGCCAAUGCCAUCUGGACGAAGUGGCACCGCCACUUCUUCAUCUCAAAGGCCGCGUGACCGGGACAGUAGGGAUGACCGUGACAGACAUCACCAGCGCCGCAGGAAUUGAUCUUCUCUCUGGGACGUAAUUGAUUUGUGCGAUACUGUUUCCUCGGACUUUUAUCAUGUCCUGGCGUUUUUUUCAUUGCUUUAUUCCCUGGAUUUACUGGAACACUGGACCAAUCAAAGGAAUCUCCUAUAUUAUGGAUCCAGACGAGACUAUGGGUACUUUACGACUUCACUUCAUCGGAAUCUUAAUAAAAAGCCAAGAAUGCAAUAGGUAUUGCAUCUUGGAAAUCGAGGUAUGGUCUUUAUAUUACCAGGAUUUUUUAUCAUACCCAUCGCUAGACUACUACCAACUGGACCGAAUACGGAAUGUAUUAUCGGAGAAUUACCGCGGAUAUUUUAUCAUGAACUUUGCAUGUGCAGAGCAUUUAUCCCAGGCUUAAUGAGCUUCGAAGGACCAAAUGAGGAUAAUGGAUGUGUUUUUGCCUUCUUGCAUUUUUUAUCUGUCAGUUGCAUCAGUUUUUGCACACGCACAGGCCGUUGGUGCGCAUUAUGAGUUUACGUUUUCUUGAAAGUUUCUGGAUUAUCUUAGGAUACCAUCCCUCAUACUUGCUGUCUUGGACCCAAAUUCCGGAAGCCUCGCCGGCUGGGGUUUCCUCCAUACCACGUUUCGUGAUUUGGUUAGUAUCUUAAUACUCGUUGGAGCAUUCAGGUCUGGGUUCAGGCAGCAUUGUAGAGGAGUUUGUAUAUACAUCGACAGCAGCCACUCAAAGGAUAAUUUCAACACUUCAAAACAAUGCCCAUCCACUUCAUUUCAUGGAUUCCCUUGUGGUCAAGACCCGACCAUGGAUUUUCAUCACUGACUUUCAAGCAUGGAUUCACAGCACAGGUAUAGUGAAACCAUCCGGUUUUGGGACCUCUUUCUGGAUUGGCCUUCUUUUUAUUUGGACCUGGAUUACUACCCUUACGGACUACCGUCUCUUGGAUCUCAGAAGUUCAAGCCAUUGGACGUGCUAUCUUUCGAUAUUCCCUCCGUUGCGUUUAUUCGAUUCAGGUGUGUAUCAAGGACCAAUCAGCUCGAUCAAAUCUCUUUUCGUCGCCUUGUCCAUAUGAAUCUCAUCGCGUGCCGUAAGACCGGAACAUCUGACCUUUCCAUGGGUUACAGAAGGUUGUUGUGCGCCGCUUUGACACAGUCCCGAGUAAUAGGGAGUGUAGCUCACACAAAUAUCAAAACAUCUAAGCAACAUUAUGAAAGGGCCUCGGAAAUCGACGCAUUGCAAGCAUAUCCGUGGCUUGAACUCGACGUCUCAACUCAGGAUCCAUCUCCAAGUGACCUUGAAGAGAGACACAUAAUCCAUCCAAAUUGGUCACCGAAUACUCCCGAGGAUUAUCUAAACCUUGCAGUAUUUUGCCAUAUCUCGCCUGAUCUCAGCACUUUCGACAGUUUUUUGCAUGGCUUCAAAUCCAGGAUAGCAGACUUGAUCAUCAUCCAGCUUUUGUAAAACAUAUAUACGCUGGAUGUUCAAUACCGUGGUCAUUUACUAGCAGCUGUUAGCCAUUUUUUCUGAGGACGGACAAUCCAACCACGGGGCAAAACGACCGAAUCGCACAUCUAAUCUAUCGUCUUCAUUGACUUGCGGCAGCAAUAGGAGAUUGCGUGUCAAAACUGGGAACCUUCGGAAAGGUGGUUUGGCUUCAAGAGAUUUCAAUAAUUCAGGGUGGCAAUAGUCUGUUAUUUCAUUCUUCUGAUACUCGGCUCACGUGCUGGCGGGCCUGAGUUGUACGAUUGAGAUUGGUUUCAUUCUAGUUUUGUGGAGGUUUUAAGGACUUCAUAUUCGUUUCCAGUUGGGUUGUGAGGAAACAUAAUACGCAUGGCGGUCAGGUUGGUCAGUUGGUCGGUGGCAUGGUGUGGUCAUUGGCACAUAUAAUCAUUUGGAUCAUCUCGCAAAAUGGCAUAGGUGGCAUAAGUUUAGAUAUUGUUACGCCAUCGGUGCUCAUGGCUUUUUAAUUACUAGUUUUCGUUUCAUGUUUAUUUGGAUUUCUGUUCGCUAUGGUGCUGUGAUGGUAGACAAAUGGACGGUGUGCAAUGAGAUAAAUGACGGUCGAAACUGCAGCUUUGUGCAAUAUUUAGGAAAAGAAUGAAAGACCCUCUGGAAGACUAGAUUCGAAUUGCAUAAAUCUAAAUCAACUGAUGUUAUGGCUCUUGGCUCUAGGCAAUGUAGAGCUUGUGAAAUGGUGAUUUACCAUACGCAUACUAUGCCUGACGGCAGCAAUAAAGGGGCAUAUCGAUGAUUGUAGGUAGACGUUUGGGAUGUUGAUAUGUCUAAGAUGUUAAUCUCUUCUAAAUGCCAAUUGUGAACCUUAUCCAUUUUGAGAAUGUCUUUACAAAUCAAAAUUAUAUCCA
This is a messenger RNA of Botrytis cinerea B05.10, 5026 nucleotides long. RefSeq lists its product as hypothetical. The transcript has 4 exons. Bases 1586 to 2686 code for a protein of 366 amino acids. The record is from RefSeq and is a predicted model, not a curated record. Lineage: Eukaryota; Fungi; Ascomycota; Leotiomycetes; Helotiales; Sclerotiniaceae.